Chondrus crispus (carragheen) is the source of this 1461-nucleotide messenger RNA. RefSeq lists its product as hypothetical. Lineage: Eukaryota; Rhodophyta; Florideophyceae; Gigartinales; Gigartinaceae. The record is from RefSeq and is a predicted model, not a curated record. Gene Ontology annotation, molecular function: sterol binding. The transcript has a single exon. Gene Ontology annotation, cellular component: membrane; cytosol; intracellular membrane-bounded organelle. The coding region runs from base 1 to 1461 and encodes 486 amino acids.
AUGGCAUCUUCCGAUGAUGACUACCGCAUCGAAGAAGCGUCUCCAACGGGUGGUAAGGUUUUCAAUGACCCAAAGGAGGGCGAAAUGUUACGACGCAGUCUCCAGUACCUCGCCCAGAGAGUGGGAGGUGCUGUCCUUUCUGGAAAUGUGAACUUCACCCGUAUGUCGAUGCCAGUACAUCUCAACGAGCCACGGAGUUUACUCGAGAGAAUCACAGAUGACUGGGCUUACGCACCCCACUUUCUCAUGGCCGCUGCUCGUUCGAAAGACCCUGUUGAACGCUUAAAGUUGGUGGCCGCUUUUGUCGUUUCAGGCCUUCAUUGUAUGAAGACACUAGGCAAGCCAUUCAAUCCUAUUCUAGGUAGCACCUAUCAAACUACUCUUGACGAUGGAACCCCGUGUUAUGUUGAGCAGACUUCCCACCACCCGCCAGUCACCCAUUACUAUAUCAAGCCGGAAUCUGGAGAGUAUUUGCUCGCAGGUUUCAGCGGUAUAGACGGCAGGGUCGCCUGGGGUUUGGAUACAGGACUCAGUACAAGACGAAUCGGUAUAAAUGUCGUACAGUUUGCAGAUGGGACGCGAAUAGUCUACAAUUUACCGCGUAUGCUCGUCCGAGGCCUGGGCGCGGAGCGCAAAGCAGAAUUUUUAGGUCCAUUCAAUGUGCUUUAUGAAGCGCACAACCUUGUCUUUGAUUUCUUACUGGAUCCACCUCAACCGUUCUGUUGGUCUCCGUUUGGUGCGACUACGCCAUCCGAUUAUAUGGACGGCGUACUUUAUCGUCUAUCCCAGAACGCAAGCCCUGAGAAUGACUCAAUCGUGUUUACGGGUGCGUUUCAAGACCGAAAAGGGGCAUUCUUUGGCAACCCAGACGAGGCAAGAAAGAUUGCUAACGAGGAAAACUACACUGCUGUUGAGCUCCGCACAGAUGAGCAAGUAUCACUCUCUGUAACAUCCGCGACGCAGGAGCGCAGCAGCAGCAAACCCUCGGCAGAACAAAACGAAGCAACGGAUCGUGAAAUCAUAUGUUUUGCACGUGGUUCGUUCCUGGGGUAUUUCGACGUGGAUGGGACACGUCUGUGGGAUAUUCGCCACACUCCAAAAUCGGAGCUCACGCCAAGCAAUAUGGAAAAUGCGAUCGGAAGUGACUGCCGGUAUCGUGAGGACGUGGAUAUGCUUCGCAAGGCAUUGGAUGAGGUCAAUGAUGAAGCGACCAGGGAGAGGCUAACGGUCGAAGCGCAGGCGUUGAAGGAAAAGCUGGAAACCAUUCAAAGGGCUGAUCGAAAGUGGCGUAAAGAAGGGCUUAUCAAUGAAACAGAAAAGAAAACUCUAUCAGAUGGAGGGAAAAUAGGAAGCGUCCAAGACGAGUGUUCCUUUGAUGUGAGUGGCGGACAAAUGUUGAGAGACGGCAUUGGUGGUACGGUGGAAGAAACCCCCUUUUUCCCAACAUCGUUGCAAGCAUAA